Messenger RNA from Aphanomyces invadans, 3481 nucleotides. RefSeq lists its product as hypothetical. Lineage: Eukaryota; Oomycota; Saprolegniomycetes; Saprolegniales; Verrucalvaceae. Bases 281 to 3364 code for a protein of 1027 amino acids. The transcript is spliced from 10 exons. The record is from RefSeq and is a predicted model, not a curated record.
CGAGAAUUCAAACGAGAAUGGAGGCGCUGGUUCGAGUGCUGGACGCGGCGGCCGUGGACAAUGAGGCCGUGACAGACCACCUGUCGGCGCUUAGCGCUACUGAGGUGGCUGUGCUCGCUCUUCAUGCCUGUGAAUACUGCGAACUGACUUCAUGUACUAGGUUGAGGAGUUGGUGCAGGCACUGCCGUUGGUGCAGCAGCAUGACGCUGCCAUUGAUGUCGUGCACAGCCUUCUUCAGCAACGCACGUCGCGGCAUGCAUCCGCUCGUGCGAUUGUGAACAUGAUCCUAACGAGAAAACUGCCGUCGAGGUGGGCCACCGAGCUGUGCAUGGGCUACAUGGCCUACACGAUCGUGGCAGACGAUGUCGUCAAGGAUGUUGCCGACACCAUUGACAGCAUUUUGGAAUUGCUCGGUGCGUAUCUCGCGAAUGGAACAAUCUUGCCAGACCAUGAGGACUGGCUUGCAUUUGACACUGUGCUCGACGUCCUGCCACCGCUGUUAACUGUGUCGUCCGCCACCACGGCCUUCUUUCCCACAGUCCUGGACGCGAUCCUGGCACUGCCGUGGUCGGUCCAGUCCUUUCCUUCGUUGCUGUCGUUCUGCCGAUCGCAUGCGUCACACGUAACUCCGCACCAUCACGCCCAACUACACGCUCUCUUUCACAAGUUCCUGCCGGCCUUUUCCAGCCAAGCCAAGUACCCGUUUUGGCACGCUGUCUUGCUUGCGUGCUUUGACUUGACCGAACACGCGUUGGUGGAUCGCAGCGGCGACGACCCUGCGGGGGUCCAGUGGAUGCACCUCGCGCGAAGAGCCAUGACACUGUUGCCCACAACGUUGCAUCGUGAAAUGGACUACUUUCUUCACACCGUAUUGCAACACAAACCGGUCUACAUUGCUCGAUGGCUGCGGUCCGCCAUGAACAAGGCCGCUCGCGCCGGUGACAUGUCGACCGAGUGGGAUUUGACCAUGUGUGUGCAUUGCCUGCACGCGUCGCAGCCCCUCGUCGUCCAGCCGGUGCUUUCCACCGGCGGGGGCUGUGCAUCGACGUACCACCAACUGGGCCUUCUUUUCGUGGAUACCGUCGCUGCGAUCGGUGCGAGUAGCAUUCGACGCAUGUUGCAACGUGUGCUUGUCCAUGGCAGCCACUGGAAGGGCCGGGUGCUAUUGGACUUGGCGAAAUGCUUGCUCGGCGCGAGCCUCGCCCGUGAUCAAGUCCCACCGAACGCUCAGAUCGUGUGGACAGCAUUGCUGGAUGUGCUCUUUCAAGAGGUGGUCGAGCUACGGUCAGACAUGAUCGGCUUUGUCCUUGCUGGGUUCGAAUCAUCCGACGACUUCAUGCAGGAAGUCGCAGAAACCGCGCUGUCAUCGAUCGUGACAGAGCAUCACCGAUUGCUGCAGCCUCACUUGCCCGACCUGCAGGAUCGCGUGUGUCGGGUGUGCCAGUCGAGUAUCGCACGCGGCACCCGCUUGAUUCGAGCGUGCGACCCGUUGGUUGCGACGACUCCGUCGUACUACCAUUUUCUCGUCGUGCUGCUGCGCAAGACGUUGGUGUCUCCAUGUCCAGAAGUGGCCAUUGCCCACCUGUGCCACCUUCUGCAAGCGCCGUCAACCACAACUGUCCAAAAAGAGGACCUGGUGUCUUGCCUGAACGACGCGCUGUACUUGACGUCGUGCCGCCACCUCGCGCUGGCCUAUCUCGAGUCGCUCCCAGAUGUCCUGCCGUACGAACGAGCAAUUCUUGACAUGCUGUCUACACUUGUCGAAGUGGACGGCGCCAGCGGCGUUCGCUUGCGCAUGGACCAGCUCGACGCGCACAGUGGGUUUGUUUUCCGCCAGUGCGUCGCGUUGCUGCCUCGAUUGUCGACGUCGACUCGACAGUUUGGUCAAUUGCUGACGACACAAUUGAAGGCAGUAGUCUCCCGUUCGCAUUGCCGCGCGUUCCUGGACGCAGCUCCCGAUCGCGUCCGAGCGGCGGCAUUUUACGCAAGGGUCGCGGUAGCAGUGGGCAUGACCGCGCUGCAUUGUCGCAUCUUGACAUCUCUGCCGUCAACAAGCAAGGCACCGCAGUCUCGCGUCCUUGACGACCCGUCGACCGCAGAACUCGUCAACGGACUCGUCGGGGGGUGUUGUGCCCAUUGGUCUCUUUACUGCCUGCACCUCCUGGACCUUCGCCUUCCCACGCUGUCCAGUCCAGAUUUGGACGCGUUAGCGAAGCAGUCGGUCGCGCUGUACUUGACUUGGUACAACAGCGACGUGAUUGCCGAGCACGAUCCCCACGCGAUGCCGGAACUGAAGCUGCCUGUGCGAAAACCCAUCAAGCCCCACGAAAUUCUCACGUGCGUCCUCAAACUGUGGCCGUCCCUGGUGUGCGUCGUCACUCCAGAAUUGUGGGGGGCGACGUCAUGGAAACCAGUGUGCCAUGCCCUCCUGGCGCAGCUCGAGCCACUGCUGGACACCCAGAGGCACAUUGGACUGAGUGUUGCGAUCGCAGAGUACCUGCAUGCAAUGUGGACGACGCUGGACCCGUCGUUGCGUCGGUCCGGUGCGAAACGAGUUUACCGCUUCGUGUGCACACACGUCAUUAGUUCGCCCAAGUUGCUCUCGGCGCUGCUGGACCUUGUUUGGCUCGAUGCGAUGGCACGUGUCCACUUUGCCCGUGUCGUCGCUGUGCUUCGAGAGGCGCAAUCGACCAACGACCAAAGCAAGCAAGAUGAUGACACGGAGUAUGGCUUGGCAGCGCCUGUACUGACCACGGACGCAACGAGGAAGACAGCGUAUGCCGACGGCCUCAGGCAGUUGGAGCACAUCCUAGCAGCCAGCGAAACACCCAACGUCGACGACCUCGUUACACUCGGGCAAGCCGCGUGGCGCCGUCCGAGCAUUGCGUACUCGCAUGCAAGUCGCGCCAUGGACGCGUGGUUGCGAGUUGGCCGAGGCGCUUUGGCGGUGUGCAUGGCAUCGGGUCAAGAGGCGUUCCGUCUGCACUGGGGCCGCUUGCACACGAUUGUUCGAAUAUGCAUGGACGUUGGUGCAGCAUGGAAACACGUGACCGAGCUCGCCGACGCCACCGUGCGCAUGCAGCGCUUUUUGUUGGAUGUGUCGUCCAAGAGUACCCGUGGCAUGAAAAAGCGCGUUUGGCACGGGACCGACGCGGUCGCAGUCAAGCAACUGAUUCAAGCCGUGUCAAGGCACGUCAUGGAGCUUGUGGACAGACCAAAACCACACAAGUGGCCUCCACACGAGCCCAAGCGAAAACGCUCCGCUGUCCUCCGCAGCCGACACGCGUACAUUGACGAUUGCCUGCAAGAACAAGAAAGCGGCGACGAUGCCUAUGCCGAUCUCGAGGACUUUAUUGUCGAGUAGGUCACACCACAGGCAUCGAGUCAAGGCAUAUUUCGACGGGGAUUCAUGUUCAUUUUAUCACGACCCGCCUUUCGGCAGUCCCAUUUUUAUCCAGAUAAAACAUACAUUCGGAUAUCG